Molecule: messenger RNA, 630 nt
Organism: Chionomys nivalis (European snow vole)
Lineage: Eukaryota; Metazoa; Chordata; Mammalia; Rodentia; Cricetidae
Product: C-type lectin domain family 2 member E-like
Exons: 5
Coding region: 1-630 (209 amino acids)
Cellular component (GO): external side of plasma membrane
Source: RefSeq, a predicted model, not a curated record
AUGCCAGAACCAGAGAAGGAUAGCAGCAGCAAACAUGUAAAGGCACAACAGAAGCAAAAGGCAUUCAGAAAUAAAGAGUUCCAAGGACAAAGUCUCAGAAUCGUCUCCCCUGUGUCUCCUGCUGGGCUUUACUGUUGCUAUGCAGUAAUCAUCGUCCUCAUUGGAGCUGUGAUUGCACUUUCUGUUGCUUUGUCAUUGUCAGUGAGAAAGACAGAAAAGGCCAUUGUGAGUCCUGAAGCUGGCUAUGUUACCUGCCCAAAAGACUGGAUUGGAUUUGGAAGUAAAUGUUUUUAUUUUUCUGAACACACAAGUAACUGGACAUCUAGCCAGACCUCCUGCAUGGAGCUGGGGGCCCAUCUAACUCACUUUGACAGUCUGGAGGAGCUGAAUUUCCUGCAUAGAUACAAGGGGGAUUCUGCCGCCUGGAUUGGCCUGCACAGAGAGUCAUCAGAGCACCCUUGGAUGUGGACAAACAACACUGAAUAUAACAACUUGGUUCCCAUCCGAGGAGAAGGAGAACAUAUCUACCUGAGUGACAGAGGGAUCAGCAGUGGCAGGAACUACAUUAGAAGGAAUUGGAUUUGUAGCAAACCCAACAGCUAUACUUUACACUGUCCAGGAGUUUCAUAA